GGUGGGCAGCGGCCCUCGCCGGGGACCCUCCAGCGGGCCCAGGGGGACAAAAGUGGCUCUAAAUCCAGCACGUGCAUACUGAGGCAAGUUAAUGGAUUUAAUAUGAAGCACAGAAGCAGAUAAUGCCAAAGAGCAAGCAGUAAUUGGUACACAUUUAGUGAGUGGGGCGGCCUUUCCUCCUCCCACUGCUGCUGAGAUGGCGGAAAUUAGUCGAAUUCAGUAUGAAAUGGAAUACACCGAAGGUACUAGUCAGCGAAUGAGGGUCCCAGAAAAACUAAAGGUAGCACCACCAAACGCUGACCUGGAACAAGGAUUUCAAGAAGGAGUUUCAAACGCUAGUGUGAUUAUGCAAGUUCCAGAGAGAAUUGUGGUAGCAGGAAAUAAUGAAGACAUUCCAUUUUCAAGACCAGCAGAUCUUGACCUUAUACAGUCAACUCCCUUUAAGCCUCUGGCUCUAAAAACACCACCUCGUGUGCUUACGCUGAGUGAAAGACCACUAGAUUUUCUGGAUUUAGAAAGACCUGCUCCAACCCCUCAAAAUGAAGAAAUCCGUGCAGUUGGCAGGCUAAAAAGAGAACGCUCUAUGAGUGAAAGUGCUGUUCGCCAAAAUGGACAGCUGGUCAAAACUGACUCCAUACCUGUGUAUGGCAUUUCAAAUAUAGAUGCAAUGAUUGAAGGAACUUCAGAAGACAUGACAGUUGUAGAUGCAGCUUUAUUAAGACGACAGAUAAUCAAACUAAAUAGACGUCUACAACUUCUGGAAGAGGAGAACAAAGAACGGGCUAAAAGAGAAAUGGUCAUGUAUUCAAUUACUGUAGCAUUUUGGCUGCUUAAUAGCUGGCUCUGGUUUCGCCGCUAGAGGUAACCUCAGCUCUCAGAAAUAUUGUCUCAAC
Molecule: messenger RNA, 893 nt
Organism: Budorcas taxicolor (takin)
Lineage: Eukaryota; Metazoa; Chordata; Mammalia; Artiodactyla; Bovidae
Product: mitochondrial fission factor-like
Exons: 2
Coding region: 197-859 (220 amino acids)
Biological process (GO): positive regulation of mitochondrial fission
Cellular component (GO): peroxisome; mitochondrial outer membrane
Source: RefSeq, a predicted model, not a curated record